AGCCGGGCGCCGAGGUGCGUGGAGUGGAGCUCGGGGCUGCGGAGGAGAGCGGAGCUGAGCGGCUGGGCGGGCCUGGCCAGGCCAGCGGAGCGGAGACGUCGGCCGAGCGGCGGCGAACAUGCGCUUUUGACACAUUGGAGGCUUUCUUGAUCAUGGAUGGUGAAGAGAUACCAGAUUUUUCAAGUCUAAAGGAAGAAACUGCUUAUUGGAAGGAACUUUCCUUGAAGUAUAAGCAAAGCUUCCAGGAAGCUCGGGAUGAGCUAGUUGAAUUCCAGGAAGGAAGCAGAGAAUUAGAAGCAGAGUUGGAGGCACAAUUAGUACAAGCUGAACAAAGAAACAGAGAUCUGCAAGCUGAUAACCAAAGACUGAAAUAUGAAGUGGAGACAUUAAAGGAGAAACUAGAACAUCAGUAUGCACAGAGCUAUAAGCAGGUCUCAGUUUUAGAAGAUGAUUUAAGUCAGACCCGGGCUAUUAAGGAGCAGUUGCAUAAGUAUGUCAGAGAGUUGGAGCAGGCCAAUGAUGACCUGGAGAGAGCAAAAAGGGCAACAAUAGUUUCAUUGGAAGACUUUGAACAAAGGCUAAAUCAAGCCAUUGAACGAAAUGCAUUUUUAGAAAGUGAACUUGAUGAAAAGGAAUCUUUGUUGGUCUCUGUACAGAGGUUAAAGGAUGAAGCAAGAGAUUUAAGGCAAGAGCUAGCAGUUCGGGAACGACAACAGGAAGUGACCCGAAAGUCAGCUCCCAGUUCUCCAACUCUAGACUGUGAGAAGAUGGAUUCUGCUGUCCAAGCCUCCCUCUCCUUGCCAGCAACUCCUGUUGGCAAAGGAACAGAAAAUAGUUUCCCUUCACCAAAAGCUAUACCAAAUGGUUUUGGAACCAGCCCGUUAACUCCUUCUGCUAGGAUAUCAGCACUAAACAUCGUGGGGGAUCUCUUACGGAAAGUAGGGGCUUUAGAAUCCAAAUUAGCAGCUUGCAGGAAUUUUGCAAAGGACCAAGCAUCACGAAAAUCCUAUAUUUCAGGGAAUGUUAACUGCGGGGUGAUGAAUAGCAACGGCACAAAGUUCUCGCGGUCAGGGCACACGUCCUUCUUUGACAAAGGGCAAGAAAAAGUCAUAUUUCCUACGUUGUUCAUGGGGCAGUAAAUGGCUUUGACCCAGCACCACCUCCACCUGGUUUGGGCUCUUCACGCCCAUCGUCAGCACCGGGUAUGCUGCCUCUCAGUGUGUGAGUGCCCGGCCUCCAGGUGGGGGUCCCUGCCCUCCUCCAGCAGCCCAGGACACCUGCGCCUUGCCCCUCGGUGCCUGGGGGUCCAGCCCUGUGCCCCUCUGUCUGCCUCCCCACCGCUGGCAGAGGGCAGGCUGCAUGCAGUGGUGGCUGCUGGGCACUGCCCAGCCCCAGGACUCUGCGCGAUAUCAAUACUGGCUAUUUUCUCUUCCUGCCGUAGUGCCGUUGGUUUCACAUGAUUGCACUUUUGUGGGUCACAAGUGAUACAUACGUGUAUUGCUCAAUCACUGGAUGUGGAAGUACCCAUUCAUCACACCUGCCUCAUUGCCCCCACUUUGCUGUGCUGAUAGGAUUUAGUUGUGUUUAGAACAUUCUAGAAGUUCUCCCUCAAUCAGGUUGAUGUGUGCCCUUCUAAGCUCCCACCCAAGCAUCUUCAUUACUUAUAAUCAUGUGUCUCCCAACUUCAUCCCUACAGUUCAGGUCUGUUUCUGGCCAAGUGUCAGGAAGGCCCCUGAAUGAGGGACUUGCACCUUCUAACUUUGCAUAAGCAGUUACCGUUCAUUCCAUAGACUUGUCUCCCAAAGCAAUGAAUGCCUGUCUGAGCCGCAGGUGGCAGGAGCCUCUGGGGCCUGGGCAUUCAGGGCUGAGCCUCUGCUGCCCUUUCCUUCAUGUGCCUCAGACUCAAGAGGCAGGUGGCAACCUUCUUGCCAGCUUUCUGGUCCCUCAGUUCAAUGACAUCUCAGAGCAUUUUUGUUUUCUCUUUUGAAGGUCCGUCCAGUUGCAUUGGGAAGGGUUGAGGGGCCUGAUUCCAGGGCUGGCUGGCGCUGGCUCCUGGAGGCAGACUGGCCAGGGUUGUCCCUUGCAUCCUUUAAUUACUCUCAUGCUGCACUUACUGUUUACAUUUGUUUUAUUGUACAUAGGUUUGUAAACAUUACUGCCUAAGAUAUUUGUAUAUAACUUGGGCUUUGUAGCUUUUAUUUAUUCAGACUCAUAUGGCAUGUUAAUGACUUAUGAUGGUGUCCUACUCUGGGCAGCUGUAUAGGAUCAUCAUGUGGUUAAAAGAAUACUUUCCCUCCAAAAAAAAUCUUUUAAUGUGGAAACAAUAAAUUUCACAGAAAAUAA
Messenger RNA from Jaculus jaculus (lesser Egyptian jerboa), 2343 nucleotides. RefSeq names its product nudE neurodevelopment protein 1 like 1 (gene Ndel1). Bases 153 to 1139 code for a protein of 328 amino acids. Lineage: Eukaryota; Metazoa; Chordata; Mammalia; Rodentia; Dipodidae. Gene Ontology annotation, biological process: microtubule nucleation; chromosome segregation; regulation of neuron projection development. The record is from RefSeq and is a predicted model, not a curated record. The transcript has 10 exons. Gene Ontology annotation, molecular function: microtubule binding. Gene Ontology annotation, cellular component: centrosome; kinetochore; kinesin complex.